Messenger RNA from Rubroshorea leprosula, 709 nucleotides. The record is from the annotation of a GenBank genome assembly. NCBI's taxonomy places the organism in Eukaryota, Viridiplantae, Streptophyta, Magnoliopsida, Malvales, Dipterocarpaceae.
ACAAGUACAGAUGUAGGAAGAAUAUGCACAUUGAAAUGAUCGAUUUUUUAAAAAUAAUUUUCAUGCAUUACUCUCGCCUUAUUUAAUUUGCUCCUCGCUUUACGUUCCUGCAGUCCUCAAUCCAGAUUCCAGAGAAAAAUUAGCAGCACAAAGUAAAUUAUGGGUUUGAAGGAGGAAUUUGAAGAGUAUGCUGAGAAAGCUAAGACCCUUCCUGAGAAUACUUCAAACGAGAACAAGCUAAUUCUGUAUGGGCUGUACAAGCAAGCCACUGUUGGACCAGUGAAUACUAGCCGUCCCGGAAUGCUCAACAUGAGGGAUAGAGCAAAGUGGGAUGCAUGGAAAGCUGUUGAAGGGAAAUCCAAGGAUGAAGCAAUGAGUGACUAUAUCACAAAGGUAAAACAGUUGCAGGAGGAAGCUGCUGCUGCUGCUGCUGCUGUUGCUGCUGCUGGAUCUUCUUGAUCUCCUAAUACUAUCCGGCCUCAAUCCAACGUGGCUGAAAAACAGUUCAAGCCUAGAAUAAUCUCCUGUACUUUUUAUUAUUGUUACUUUAUUAGUGUGUUACUCUUGCAUCAUGUCUGAAUAUUGAAUAAGACCUUUCCACUUGCAUCUAACAUGAAUGAGCUGGAAAUGGAUGUAUUUGUAGAGUUUGUGAAGACGGUCAAUUGCUUCAAACCAUUGAAAUUUCUAUCAAUAAGUCAGAUUUUAUUUA